Molecule: messenger RNA, 756 nt
Organism: Loa loa (African eye worm)
Lineage: Eukaryota; Metazoa; Nematoda; Chromadorea; Rhabditida; Onchocercidae
Exons: 4
Coding region: 1-756 (251 amino acids)
Biological process (GO): proteasome-mediated ubiquitin-dependent protein catabolic process
Cellular component (GO): nucleus; proteasome regulatory particle, base subcomplex; proteasome storage granule
Source: RefSeq, a predicted model, not a curated record
AUGCGCGAAAAGGAACUGAUCAUUGAGGUAUUAGAUGACUGGGAUGUUCUGACACCAACUUGGUUUGAAGUGGCCGACUAUCUGAGCGUCAUCGAAGGACUUCAUGAGGAUGAACAUUUUAAACAGCGUUAUCUUGCUGCUCUUCUAGCUUCCAAGGUCGCUUUUUGUUUGGGAGACUAUAACGGUGCCUUGCAACUUGCUUUAGCCGCUGAAGAUAAGUUCCAGCUCACACCGCGGUCGCCUUCAAUUCUUGUUGGCUCACAAGAUGAGCAGUAUGUGAAUAAAAUAAUCGAACACGCACUGGACACAUAUAAACAAGCUAAACGUAAUGAAGAUGAAAUAGAUCCUCGCCUGGAAAAGCUCAUUAAUCGACUUUUUGAGAGAAACAUGAAAAGACGAGAAUUGAGAUAUGUAAUUGGACUUGCGCUGGAUACACGUAGAACGGAUAUGAUUUUAGUCGCUAUCAAGGCUACUGAUGAUCAAGCAGCUUUGCUAACCGAAACUGUGGCUAAAGUACUGGUGUCACAAAUGGACCGAGCUUUUCGAAGUAUAGUAUUGGACUUGCUACUUCGUUUGUUUGCUGAACUGGAGGAACCCGAUUUUGUCUCUAUGUGCCAAUGUUUGAUCAAACUUGAAAAACCAGAUGAUGUUGCCGAUAUCCUGCAACGAUUGGUUUCUAAUAAGGUGUCUGUAAAAUCAGUUUAUUUGAUGAACUCUUUACUGCCAACUCGCUAUUGGAAUCGUGAUCUGCCUUAG